Messenger RNA from Paramacrobiotus metropolitanus, 1399 nucleotides. RefSeq names its product pyrimidodiazepine synthase-like. NCBI's taxonomy places the organism in Eukaryota, Metazoa, Tardigrada, Eutardigrada, Parachela, Macrobiotidae. The coding region runs from base 352 to 1056 and encodes 234 amino acids. The record is from RefSeq and is a predicted model, not a curated record. The transcript is spliced from 5 exons. Gene Ontology annotation, cellular component: cytoplasm. Gene Ontology annotation, biological process: glutathione metabolic process. Gene Ontology annotation, molecular function: glutathione dehydrogenase (ascorbate) activity; glutathione transferase activity.
CAUGCUGUGCUAAGUCGUACAACGUUAAACUCUUAUAAUAUUAUUUGUUCGCCUUAGAGUUUAGACUAAAUUUAAUAUUGCUUAGUAAUGGUUCGUGAAGACGGAGAUAACCGCAGGGCAUUUCGUUUUACCGUCAGACUCACGUUUUUCCUUCGUUUGAUACGACUGCGUCGAACAUAUGUGUGCUGUAUGAAGGCGCAUUUAGUACCCUAGUAAUCAAAAACUUUUCCAGCAGCUGCUGACUAAAAACUUCUCCGAGAUCGCUGCAUUAUUCGAAAAUAUUCGGCUUUUGGAGUACUUGGCUAACCUGAGCUACAUUCUGUGGACUGCAUAAACUAAAAUUAAUCAAAAAUGGUUGCCGGUGCACAAUCAAAAGCCCUUACGAAAGGAUCACCGUAUCCCGAAAAAGCCAAGGAGAACUUGCGUCUUUUUAGCGGACGAUUUUGCCCGUUUGCCCAUCGUACACGGCUUGCGCUUAACCACAAGCAACUCCCAUACGAAAUCGUGAACGUCGACCUUAAAGAGAAACCAGAAUGGUAUUCUAAAAUCAGUCCACUGGGCAAAGUUCCGCUGCUAGAGGAGGCGGAGGAGCGCCGCACGGCUGAAAGUCUUAUUAUUGUGGAGUAUUUGGACGAUAAGUACCCCGACAAAAACCCAACACUUUCUACCGAUCCACUAAAGCGCGCGCAGCAGAAGAUGGUUGUGGAAGUAAUCACUUCCAAGAUAAUGGGACCGCAUCAGCAGACAAUUUUAAAGGGCGAGCCGGAGAACAAGGAAGCGCUAUUGAAAGCACUGGACGAAAUUGAGCAGAUAUUCCUGAAAUCUUACAGCGGGCUCGAACCAAUUUCUUUUGUGGACCUAAUGAUUUGGCCCUGGUUCGAACGAUUGCCGGCUAUUGAACAGCUGCGAAAUAUGCAGUUCCCCCGUGAACGCUUCCCCGCCAUUAUGGGCUGGUGUGAUCGGAUGCGGCAAGAGCCAUCAGUACAGAGCAGCGCUCAACCUACGGAAGUGCAUUUGGAGUGGUACAAAACACGAAAUCCUAAUGUCGGUUUGUAAUAAACAUUUUUUUAGAAAUACAGAAAUUUUGCCCAUGCAUUUCAUUAAACAGAAUAAUCGUGUCAACGAUCCUUUGCACUGCACGGUUAGUUUGUGAUCAGUCACAUCCCAUAGAACUGAUAGAAGUAUGCAUGUACAUUGUACACAGCAUCUGUACCUGCACAUUGCCGUAAAGGUUGAGUAAAACAGAUUUCGCUAUAAACUUUGCAUAGAAAUUUCCUUAUGUGAGACGCCUGGUGAGCCAAAAACAAUAUUGGCAUGAUAUCUUUCAAUCAUUAUCUGUCUAACAGUAAUUAUAACUGUCAAGUAAGAUUUAAUAUCCCUUGGUAAAAUAAAUUCGACG